GUGGGCACAGGUGGGUGGCACUGGUGGGCACAGGUGGGUGGCACUGGUGGGCACAGGUGGGUGGCACUGCUGGGCACAUGUAGGUGGCACUUCUGGGCACAGGUGGGUGCACUGCUGGGCACAGGUGGGGGCACUGCUGGGAACGGGUGGGCGGGGCUAGUGGGUGCACUGCUGGGCGGAACUUGCGGGUGUCACUGCUGGGCACCGAUCAUCAGGGCACUGAUCAUCAGUGCCCUGAUGAUCGGUGCCGAUUCCCGCUCUGACAACUGCCGGUUCUCGGCAGUACUUUCCUCACGAUCUGACAGCGUGAGGAAAGUGCAGCCGAGAACCGGCACUUGC
This is a messenger RNA of Staurois parvus, 339 nucleotides long. The record is from the annotation of a GenBank genome assembly. NCBI's taxonomy places the organism in Eukaryota, Metazoa, Chordata, Amphibia, Anura, Ranidae.